AUGUCAUCAAGCAACAUAAGUGAAAUUGCUAAUAAAGUUAAAUAGGCAAUUAGUAGAAAAGGUAUUGAUAAUCCUAUCUCAAAUAGCGUGAACAUUUAUUCCAACGAAGAAAAAAUCAAGAAGAUUGAGGAAUGUUUUACAGAAAUAUUAAACAUGCUCUCAUUAGAUUAAACUGAUGAUAGCAUUUGUGAUACUCCUUCAAGAGUAGCUAAAAUGUACAUUAACGAAAUGUUUUAAGGCUUGGACUAUGCUAAUUUCCCUGAUAUGACAACAAUUGACAAUAAGAUGGAAUAUAAUGAAAUGGUACAAAUUUAAGAUAUAGCUUUAACAACUACUUGCGAGCAUCAUUUUAUCACUUUUGAUGGGUUCGCCACUGUCGCAUAUAUUCCUAAAGAUAAAGUAUUAGGAUUGAGUAAAAUUAAUAGAUUAGUUAGAUUCUUUUCAAAAAGACCUCAAGUCUAGGAAAGAUUAACAAAGCAAAUUCUUGUCGCUCUACAAACAAUAGUGGAAACAGAAGAUGUUGCAGUGCAUAUAAAUGCUGUUCAUUUUUGUGUUAAGGCAAGAGGUGUAAUGGAUCAAAAUAGCUCUACUGCUACUUAUGCAUAUGGUGGCAAAUUCUUAGAAGAUAAAGAUUUAAAGAAAUAAUUUUUGGAUGGAAUAAAGAGAAAUUGA
Tetrahymena thermophila SB210 is the source of this 672-nucleotide messenger RNA. Its product is annotated as GTP cyclohydrolase I. Gene Ontology annotation, biological process: tetrahydrofolate biosynthetic process; tetrahydrobiopterin biosynthetic process. Gene Ontology annotation, molecular function: zinc ion binding; GTP cyclohydrolase I activity; GTP binding. The record is from RefSeq and is a predicted model, not a curated record. Lineage: Eukaryota; Ciliophora; Oligohymenophorea; Hymenostomatida; Tetrahymenidae. Gene Ontology annotation, cellular component: cytoplasm. The transcript has a single exon.